CGUUACCCGCGUCCCACACCGUACUCGGCUCUGGUGGUGCAGCUCUACUUUCAGCUAGUGUACAUUUUACCGUAGAAUCAGGAUAGUUUAAUUUCUGAGCUACAGCACUUGGGUUUAUCUCACUGCAUUUUCUCCAUAUACAUCUGAACCAUGAGUUACCACAAACCCGACGAGAAAACUCUGCAGGGCCUGAAAGACAUCGCGAACAAGCUCAGGAUUCACUCCAUCAGGGAAACAUGCGCCUCAAACUCCGGACACCCCACCUCCUGCUGCAGCGCUGCCGAGCUCAUGUCUGUGCUGUUUUUCCACACCAUGCGCUACAAAACUGAUGAUCCUCGCAACCCUUGCAAUGACCGCUUCAUCUUGUCCAAGGGCCAUGCUGCUCCUAUUCUGUAUGCUGCCUGGGCAGAGGCUGGAUAUAUUAAAGAGUCAGAUCUGCUAAAUCUGCGCAAGAUCGACUCUGACCUAGAGGGUCACCCCACUCCUAAACUAGCAUUUGUGGAUGUAGCAACAGGCUCUCUUGGCCAGGGUUUGGGUGCUGCCUGUGGUAUGGCCUACACCGGCAAAUACUUGGAUAAAUCAAGCUACCGUGUGUACUGUAUGAUGGGAGAUGGCGAGUGUUCAGAGGGGUCUGUGUGGGAAGCCAUGGCUUUUGCCUCCCAUUACAAGCUUGACAAUCUGGUGGCCAUUCUUGAUGUGAACCGCCUGGGCCAGAGUGAGCCAGCACCACUGCAGCACAACGUGAACAUCUACAAGGAGCGCUGUGAGGCCUUUGGCUUCAACACUUAUGUAGUGGAUGGACAUGAUGUGGAGGAGCUGUGUAAGGCUAUGUGGCAUGCUGAAGGAGUGAAGGGGAAGCCCACUGCCAUUGUAGCUAAAACAUUCAAAGGCAAAGGUCUUAAAGGCAUUGAGGAUCAGGAUAACUGGCACGGGAAGCCGAUGCCUAAAGAUCGUGCAGAGGAGCUGAUUAAUGACCUCCUGAGCCAGAUCCACUCUCCCAAUAAGCCUCUCUACCCUCAGGCACCAAAAGAGGACGCGCCUCCAGCUGACCUGUCCCCAAUCCAUCUGCUCACAGCCCCAGAAUACAAGCUUGGAGACAAGAUCUCCACCAGGAAGGCUUACGGUGUGGCCCUGAAAAGGAUGGGUGAUGCCAGUACUCGUGUGGUGGCACUGGAUGGAGAUACCAAGAACUCAACCUUUGCUGAUAUGUUCAAGAAGGCUCAUCCUGAUCGCUACAUUGAGUGCUUCAUUGCCGAGCAGAACAUGGUGAGUGUGGCCAUUGGUUGUGCCACUCGUGAGCGCACCGUUUCAUUCGCCAGCACUUUUGCCGCCUUCCUUGCUCGUGCCUACGACCACAUCCGAAUGGCAGCCAUCUCCCAGUCUAACGUCAACCUGGUCGGCUCUCACUGUGGUGUUUCCAUUGGUGAGGAUGGUCCCUCACAGAUGGCUUUGGAGGAUCUUGCCAUGUUCCGCGCUAUCCCAACAUGCACAGUGUUUUACCCUAGCGAUGGAGUGUCUACUGAGAGAGCUGUGGAGCUUGCAGCCAAUACAAAGGGUGUCUGUUUCAUCCGAACCAGUCGACCUGACACUGCAGUCAUCUAUAAUCCUGAAGAGAAAUUUGAAAUUGGGAAAGCCAAGGUGGUGCGGCAGUCCAGCAAAGAUCAGGUGACCGUUAUUGGUGCUGGAGUCACCCUGCACGAGGCGCUGGCCGCACAUGACCAGCUAGCCAAAGAAGGUGUGAACAUUCGGGUUAUUGACCCAUUCACCAUUAAGCCCCUGGAUGCCUCCACUAUUGUGGCGAGUGCUCGUGCCACAGGAGGAAGAGUGAUCACUGUGGAGGACCAUUACAAAGAGGGUGGUCUGGGCGAGGCUGUUCUGUCUGCAGUGGGUGAAGAGCCUGGUAUUGUGGUGCACCGGCUGGCCGUGAGCCGUGUGCCCCGAAGCGGGAAACCGCAGGAGCUGCUGGACAUGUUUGGUAUCAGUGCCAAAUGUAUUGUUGCUGCCGUCAAGCGUACUUUCGCCAACUGAAACUGUUUGAACCACCCUGAGCUACACCCAUCCUCUUUCUCCACUCCUAACCCAGACCCCAUAGACAAGCUCACCACACAAUCCAUAUCAUUCCAGCAGCUCACGGCUUGAGGAUACACCUAACUUCUCAGUGUGUGUGAACUUAACAUGUGCAUUGUAGUUUACAGAGUGUCCUUCACAGCUCUGAAAUGCUUCCAUUUUUGUGUCAUCAUUGGAUUUGCCUUCUUGACAGCUUUAAAUGCUACUUUUAAAAGAAUAUGAGGUUUAUCAGAGUGCAUAAAUGGAUUUGAUCAGAAUGAAAGUUUAGUUGACACAGACUAUUUCAAAAGUCAUUUCAUCUUUCCUUGCAUUGCUUUUGGCUAUGCUUCCUGUAAUUACAAGCUAGUAUCAUGAACAAAAAAUAUGUUUGACAAUGCCUGUGAUGGUGCUUUUAGGGAGUAACAAAAUAAAACUAAAAUAUAUAUCCAUUUUUUUUAAACUGCUGUUGUGUUAACCACUGGACAACCCAGGUUUGAACAUGAAUGGUUUGGUUUUGGUGACGAUGAAAUGUCAGGUUACUGAGACGCCCUCACUGUUGUUGUUGCUUGUUCACCUAUAGUUUUCACUCAAUUUGGUGUAAUGUGUUAAUAAAUUGAAUUGCCCAUUCAAAA
Molecule: messenger RNA, 2678 nt
Organism: Danio aesculapii
Lineage: Eukaryota; Metazoa; Chordata; Actinopteri; Cypriniformes; Danionidae
Gene: tktb
Product: transketolase b
Exons: 14
Coding region: 151-2028 (625 amino acids)
Molecular function (GO): thiamine pyrophosphate binding; transketolase activity
Source: RefSeq, a predicted model, not a curated record